Messenger RNA from Miscanthus lutarioriparius, 1671 nucleotides. NCBI's taxonomy places the organism in Eukaryota, Viridiplantae, Streptophyta, Magnoliopsida, Poales, Poaceae. The record is from the annotation of a GenBank genome assembly.
AUGUCGGCCCGUCUUCCAUCCUCUUCUUCGUUCGCCUGCACCGCCUUCCUUCUCGAUCUCUUCUUGAUUCUUAUAUUUCGUAUGACGCGGCUGUCCGUCUGCUCAGUCUUGGGUCGUUUGUAUGCAGAUUUGGGCUAUACGUGCUCUGCUUCGGCCCGCCGGGCUCACCCAACCGUCGCGGCCGGGGCUCACCCAACCGUCAGAAUGGAUCAUACACCUCUAAAGGAAAUCACGCCUCACUCACAUCAAUGGACUGUACGAGUUAGAGCCGUCAGGUUUUCUGAAUGCAAGAACAAAGAACAGCCACCUAAAAUUGUCAGAGUUGAUUUUAUUCUCAUUGAUGAGCAGGGAACGACCAUGGAAGCUCAGAUUCCUCAGAAUUGGAUACACAUGUUCAUGCCCCAGCUAAAAGAGGCCUCUUUGUACUAUAUUCAGUUCUUCCAGGUGGUCAGUGCACGUACAACAUAUCGACCUGUUGAUCAUCCGUUUCUAGCACGCUUCACUGUGCACACAAGGGUCCGUGAAAUCACAACGAUACCACCCACAUUUCCUGAGUAUGCAUACAGAGUAGCACCGUUCGAGGUCCUCAGGGCCAGAAAGCAAAUUACUGAAUAUUGUUCAGAUACUAUCGGCGUGCUGCAGGGAUGCACACAUGUUAGAAUGCAAAAUACAAGAGGAGGACCAAAGGCAAUCCGAAAUGUACGCAUAACAGAUGGAAAGGAUACCAUGGUAGUUGCUCUUUGGGGUGAACAGGCCGAGAACUUUGAUGCUGAGCGGUAUAUGGAAAUGGCUACACGUGAACCAGUUAUAUUCCUCUUUGCUGGUGUUACAGCUUCUAUGUUCAACGGAAAUGUGUCCCUACAAGGAUCUUCGGUGUGCAAAUGGUACGUCAAUCCUCACAUACCAGAGGUUGCAGCUUUACGAGACAGCUGCAUUGGUCGAACUCCAACGCCCAUAUGGGAUGGACCAGGCACGAGCCAGGCAGCAACAGAAAAUAUAACUGUUGCAGACCUUUCUACAUUUGAUAAUCCCCAUGUCAUCUAUGGCAAUAGAUAUAUUGUCAAAGUUAAAAUAAAGAAUGUCCUCACCGACACGUCAUGGUGGUACCGACUGUCUAUAGUUGCAGUAGACCCAGCAGCCUCAGCAAACACCGACGCUACGCCAACUAUAGAACUGGUCUUCUUUGGGCCCAUAGCAGAGGAGAUAAUUGGAAUGCCAGUCGAUGCUCUCAUCGCCAUGGAUGGUCCUUCCAGUGCAUUUCUGCCGACUCGAAUCCCAGCUCUCUAUGGAAGACAAUUUGAGCUUCGUGUCAGUGCCUCGCCCAUGUCACUACAAAGAAUUGGCAUUAUUUAUCAAGUCGAUACUGUUUUAGCCACCGGAGACACAUCUUUCUUACACCAGAAUCCACAACUGCCAGAGGAGCUUCCUAUUGUCUCUGCCUCUGACACACAGGCUACGAUUGACACACAGUUGGAUCAGCCCUCACUUUCUGAUGCCCACGCAACCCCACCUCCUCAGCAUGUUCACCUAACUCCAGAGAUCACAGACAUCCAUCCAGACGAAAAAAAGAAAAGAGCUAUUGGAGACGUCGCCGCUCAUGAAACUCAUGAUGGAUCCAGUGGUACUGGUGCCAACAAGGAUCGUAACGUCCAUAGGCGCCUUGAGCUAUAG